GGAACCCCUGGAACUGGAGUUACAGGUAGUUAUGAGGAGAGUAGCAAGUGUUCUUAAUCACUAAUACAUUUCAUCAGCCCCCAAACAUAUAUCUUUGUGGAUCUAUGUACAGAAGAUUUUUUUAAAAAAAGAUUGCAUUUUAAUUGUUUAAAUGUUUAUGUGGGGAGAGGGUUGUGCACAUGUGUGCAGGUGUCCAUGAAGGUCUGGGUCAUGAUAUCCCCCUAGAGUAACAGUUGUGAGUCGCAAGUUUGUCCUGGGAACCAACUCGGGUCCUCUGGAACACCAGUAUGGAUUGUUUAUUGCUGAGCAAUCUCUCCUGUCCCAUAAUAAUUCUUAUAAGGGCUUCUAUUAUCUGUAAAAUAUUUUAUUUCUGGAACAUAAAUAUUAGGUAUAAUAUAAUAACAUUAAGAUCUGGUGGAACUAUGUAAUGAUAUUAGUAUUUAUGCUAUCAGUUAUCAUUUUUUUAGAAGAGUUUGUGCUUAAGGAUUCAGAGGAUAAGAGUCUAUGAUGACAGAGCAAAGGCAUGGGGCAGGAGCAGGAAGUUGAGGUUUCACAUCUUGAACCACAAGCAAGAAGCAAAGAACAAUGUGUACCACAGAGGUCUAGGGAAGAGGGAGUUUUAAAAAGGAAUAGGGAACUAUUUCAAACGUUGGCCCCAAGAGUUAAAAUAAUUGCAGUUGGGUAACAGGGAAUGAUUAGCGACUGUUUGAAGUAUCUAUUGCACCAGUAGUGAACAGCAAGUAGGCAAGGCAGUGCAGGUGGUUCAUAGAGACGUGGCUACUUAUUCAGCUGAAUGAUUAGUCAAACUUUUUCAGAGUGGAAAAGUUCUCUAUGUGCUGAGCACUCACUUAUCCAGAACAAACGGAAGCAUUUAUAACUACAGGCAGGGUUUAAGAAGCAGAGACCUUCUAUCCAGCAAGGAGAAGAGGCACAAGCUUCUGCAGUGGACAAAAGGUAGCAAGAAAGGUUGACCCGGGCAGGAGAGAGAAAAGAAAAGAAGGAGUGUGUCCAGGCUAGUGAAUUAACCCAAUCGAUCACAAGUCAGAAGGCUGGACUAGCGAGAGUCAAGGCUGAAGAGUAGUGUCAAUGAUGUGAACGACUUGAGGCAUUGAAAGGUCCCACAGAGAACUGAUCUGAAUGGACGGGGUGUGUGUGAGCAUCCUGAGCAGUACUGCCAACAACAACGACCUCUCCUGUGCGCUGGCUGCCCUGGGCUCUCACAGGCAUGCUCAUCUAAUCCUGACCAUGGCUUUGGAUAGGACUAUUGUGUCACUAUUUUUUUAUGAGACAAUCUAGACAUAGAAAGUGAAAAGACUUGAAUAGGACCACAAAGAGCAGAUCUGAAACCCAGAUCCAGGUUAACCUGGGUGGCCAUGACCUCAGCAGUGUCCAGUUCUCAGUGCGGAAGUGGAGGUUAAAUGACAGACGCAGAAAUGGCCGGCGGAGAAGGAGGUGGGGAUAGUUUCCAAUGCAUACUUCUUUCCUCCUUUGUUUGGUGUUUGCACAAGCCACUUUUUUCCCCCUUCAAACUUCAAUUAUUGUUUUCUUUAUUAAAACCUCAAACUUCUCAGAAAUUUUUGGAUAAGUCCUUAAGUUUUCCUUUAUUCACGCAAAAUAUUUGCCAUCUUCUCAGAAAUUUUUGUUAUAGUCAUAGCUUUGUUCAGACCGACUUCCAUUUAUUUUAUUUUAUUUACUCAAGAUUCACCAUCAUUCUUCACAGGAUUAUUUUAUCUUUGCCUGAAGACGGUGCUGAGGUUUAGGAAGUGAACAAUAGUUUAGGGAGAUAGCCUGGGCAAGUACCACCUACCCAAGAAAGCAGUCACACGGGCACCCUCAAGUGCCAAAUCUCUGCCCGCUUGUGUGCGGUUCAGCAACUCUGCCGUGUGUACCUUGGACAGCUCCCUAGAGCUUCUUUUUUCCCCCUGGCGCUUGGAAUACCGUGAACUUGUUCACAGUAUUUUUUUUUUUUUCUUAGCAGGCAAAGAUCUGGAUAUUUAGUACAUUUUCACAAGGAAUUUAGUAUGACUUCUCUUAACUUGCAGAUCAUUCUUCGUGAGAUGGAAGAACACUGGUUUUAUAGAUACUAAAAAUCACUCCUCGACUUAUAGUUCCUAUUGCUUUUGUUAAAUCAGUUUGCUAUGAUCAUUGCCCCUCAGUUUCCCACCUGAACGACUUGAAUGAAGUAUGGUUCUAAAUGGCUAGCAGUUAGUAGCAGUUUUCCAUUUUAAAAGAACUCUCACCUCCGCUGUAUUGUUUGUCUGCCCAUUAAUUCUGGGUGGCAGGAUGGAUUGUAUUGUUCCCAUUUUACAGAUGAUGAAGAACCACAGGCUUGGGGAGAUGGAAAGAACAGCUGGGGGAGAAAGCGAUGGGACCUGGGUCUGGGAUCUGGGUCUUUUAGGUCUGGGCUUCCGAUGCCUUUGUUACUUUGAGGUGGACUAUCCAGGCAUCUUCCGAUUAAUAUGCAUGGUCCCUUUUGAUCGCUUCCCAUUUCUAUUGGUUUCUGCUUCCCAGCAGAUAAAGGGGCUUCCCACCCCUCCCAGGCUGGACUGCUGUAAGGAGCAUACCUGGGUUCUUCCUGUCUUCAGUUUCUCCUCUUUUUUUUUUUUUUCCCUGUGGACCUUCCAGCUUCACCAUCUAUGGAAAUCUCCUCCUUUCCCUAGCUCCAACCCCCACCCCCUCAAGUCUUCUCACAGCCCCCUGGCAUUGGGACCUCCCAUCGCUGCUCAGCAGCAGGAGAGCCCAUCCGCCAGGGGACGCAGAGGGCACGGAGCGCAGCACGCCGGGAAGCCAUGCAGAGUGUUACUUCUCCAUUUCCUUCCUCGCAGUCCUCGGGAGCACCGUCGUCGCCCUCCGGCCCGGCUGUGUGCAGCCCGCCCCGGAUCCGCCUCCCUGCCCUUCCUCCCGGAGGCUGAGACGGCGCGUGGGACGCACCUGUGCUCCUCUCGGGUCACCGCGUCGAGGCGCCGGGGGCUGCUUCGCCCGCAGGAUCUACGGGCCUGGAGAACGCCAAUGGGGAGAUCCAAAUGGUCGGGGACUCCGGCACUUUAAGAGGCUUUUCUCUGGGAAACACCCGGCCCCUCCGUGCGCCUUAUGAAUGGAAAUACUCCUCCCCCGGUCGAGCCCAUUUUCCCAUUUCACCAGGAGCCGCAGCUCGCUCUCUCCUUUCGGUCUCCCCGCCCACAUCCACGCGGGCAGCUCCAGGAGGGGACGGACAGGAAGCCUUUGGCCGCCCAUUAAAUCCCACCCAUUUCUCCGGGGGCGAUUUCCUAACCUUCCGGGACCGAAUUCUGCAAUUUGAUGUGCGUUUUGUCCGAAUGGUAGCGACACGGGCCUAAGGGAGGGGGAAAGCGAGGGGGUGGGGGGUGGGGGGUAUGCGCUCUUUUCCUCGCAACAUCGCUGGCGGAGCGAGGGAGCUCACACGACACAGAUUUUGGGGCAAAGCCUUUCCAUCUGGACAGCACCAUGUCCACCAAAGCGGAGCAGUUUUCUUCCAAGAUCCGGUACUUGCAGGAAUAUCAUAAUCGAGUUCUCCACAACAUUUAUCCCGUGCCAUCAGGAACAGACAUCGCAAACACCCUGAAGUAUUUUUCCCAAACAUUGUUAAGCAUUUUGUCCCGCACAGGGAAGAAGGAAAACCAAGAUGCCUCCAAUUUGACAGUGCCCAUGACCAUGUGUCUUUUUCCUGUGCCAUUCCCACUCACCCCAUCUCUAAGACCGCAGGUCAGUUCCAUCAACCCUACUGUUACUCGCUCCCUCCUUUACAGCGUCCUGCGAGAUGCUCCUUCAGAACGCGGCCCGCAAAGUCGUGAUGCUCAGUUGUCAGACUACCCUUCUUUGGACUACCAAGGCCUCUACGUGACUUUGGUGACUCUCCUGGAUCUAGUUCCUUUACUACAGCAUGGCCAACACGAUCUUGGACAGUCAAUAUUUUAUACAACCACAUGUUUGCUACCCUUUCUCAAUGACGAUGUUCUGAGCACUUUGCCCUACACGAUGAUUUCAACGCUAGCUACCUUUCCUCCAUUUCUUCACAAGGAUAUUAUUGAAUACCUUAGCACAUCUUUUCUACCAAUGGCCAUAUUGGGCUCCUCCAGGAAAGAAGGCGUCCCAGCUCAUGUGAACCUCUCUGCGUCCGCCAUGCUAAUGAUUGCAAUGCAGUACACAUCUAAUCCAGUGUAUCAUUGUCAAUUACUGGAAUGCCUCAUGAAAUAUAAGCAAGAAGUCUGGAAAGACCUUUUGUAUGUGAUUGCAUACGGGCCUUCACAGGUGAAACCCCCAGCGGUGCAGAUGCUUUUCCACUAUUGGCCCAACCUAAAGCCUCCUGGGGCAAUAAGCGAGUACAGGGGGCUGCAGUACACAGCUUGGAAUCCCAUCCACUGCCAGCACAUCGAAUGCCACAAUGCAAUUAACAAGCCGGCUGUGAAGAUGUGUAUAGACCCUUCCUUAUCAGUGGCUUUGGGUGAUAAGCCACCCCCACUGUACCUCUGCGAAGAAUGCAGCGAGAGGAUUGCAGGGGACCACAGCGAGUGGCUGAUUGAUGUUCUCCUGCCACAAGCUGAAAUAUCUGCUAUAUGUCAAAAAAAGAACUGCAGCUCUCAUGUCAGAAGGGCGGUCGUCACCUGCUUUUCCGCAGGAUGCUGCGGUCGUCACGGAAACAGGCCAGUUAGGUACUGCAAAAGAUGCCACUCCAAUCACCACAAUAACGAGGUGGGGGCCGCCGCGGAGACGCACCUCUACCAGACCUCCCCACCCCCCAUCAACACGCGGGAGUGUGGGGCGGAGGAGCUGGUCUGCGCUGUGGAGGCUGUUAUCAGUUUGUUGAAAGAAGCGGAGUUCCACGCCGAGCAGAGGGAGCAUGAGUUGAACCGGCGGCGGCAGCUGGGUCUCUCCUCCUCCCACCACUCCCUGGACAACGCUGACUUCGAUAACAAGGAUGAUGAUAAGCACGACCAGAGGCUGCUCAGUCAAUUCGGAAUAUGGUUCUUAGUGAGCCUCUGCACACCCAGUGAGAACACGCCCACAGAGAGCCUGGCCCGGCUGGUGGCCAUGGUAUUUCAGUGGUUCCAUUCCACGGCGUACAUGAUGGAUGAUGAAGUUGGAAGCUUAGUGGAAAAGUUAAAGCCCCAGUUUGUUACCAAGUGGUUGAAGACAGUAUGUGAUGUCCGCUUUGAUGUCAUGGUCAUGUGCCUUCUUCCCAAACCCAUGGAAUUCGCCAGGGUUGGCGGAUACUGGGACAAGUCCUGUAGCACCGUGACUCAGUUAAAGGAAGGGCUCAACAGGAUUCUCUGCCUGAUCCCCUACAAUGUGAUCAGCCAGUCCGUGUGGGAGUGCAUUAUGCCAGAAUGGCUGGAGGCUAUCCGGACGGAAGUCCCUGACAACCAGUUAAAGGAAUUCAGGGAAGUAUUAAGCAAAAUGUUUGACAUAGAGCUGUGUCCUCUGCCAUUUUCCAUGGAAGAGAUGUUUGGUUUUAUCAGCUGCCGGUUUACAGGAUACCCUUCCACGGUGCAGGAGCAAGCCCUACUCUGGCUUCACGUAUUAUCGGAGUUAGAUAUCAUGGUUCCACUUCAACUCUUGAUAAGUAUGUUUUCUGAUGGUGUUAAUUCUGUUAAAGAAUUGGCAAAUCAAAGAAAGUCAAGAACCAAUGAGCUGUCAGGGAACGCCGCAGCACGAAGGGUGAGUGUCGCCUCUGAUCCUGGUCGGCGAGGUCAGCACAAUAUGUUGAGUCCGUUCCAUAGCCCCUUCCAGAGUCCGUUCCGGAGUCCCAUGCGUAGUCCAUUUCGUAGCCCUUUCAAGAAUUUUGGGCACCCAGGAGGAAGGACUAUUGAUUUUGACUGUGAAGAUGAUGACAUGAAUCUAAAUUGUUUCAUCCUCAUGUUUGAUCUUCUCCUAAAGCAGAUGGAGUUACAAGAUGAUGGCAUCACGAUGGGUUUGGAGCACAGUUUGUCAAAGGACAUUAUUUCUAUCAUCAACAAUGUCUUCCAGGCCCCCUGGGGGGGCUCCCACAGCUGCCAGAAGGACAAAAAAGCGAAGGAGUGUAACUUGUGCCAGUCUAGUAUCCUCUGCUACCAGCUGGCUUGUGAACUCCUGGAGAGGCUAGCUCCCAAAGACGAAAGCCGGCUGGUGGAGCCCACAGACAGCCUUGAAGAUAGCCUCCUUUCUUCCAAGCCAGAGUUCAUUAUAGGGCAUGAGGGAGAGGAGGAGGAGAACCAAGCAGCCAGGCAUGGAGAGAAUCCAGGCACCCGUACAGCGCCCUCAGAAAAUGCUGCAAUAAAGAACGACACGGAAAGAAAAUUUUGCUACCAACAGCUUCCAGUAACGCUGAGACUAAUAUAUACCAUUUUCCAGGAAAUGGCUAAGUUUGAAGAGCCAGACAUUCUUUUUAAUAUGCUCAAUUGCUUAAAGAUUCUCUGUCUGCACGGAGAAUGUUUAUACUCUGCGAGGAAAGACCAUCCUCAGUUUUUAGCCUACAUCCAGGACCACAUGUUGAUUGCAAGCCUGUGGAGAGUAGUCAAGUCCGAGUUCUCUCAGCUGUCCUCAUUGGCAGUCCCUCUCCUUCUUCACGCUCUGUCCCUUCCUCAUGGUGCUGACAUAUUCUGGACAAUCAUAAACGGCAACUUCAACAGCAAAGACUGGAAGAUGAGGUUUGAAGCAGUGGAAAAAGUAGCUGUCAUUUGUAGGUUUUUGGAUAUUCACUCAGUGACCAAAAACCACCUGCUGAAGUACUCACUGGCACACGCCUUCUGCUGCUUCCUGACAGCUGUGGAGGAUGUGAACCCUGCAGUUGCCACCAGAGCAGGUCUCCUGCUUGAUACCAUAAAGAGGCCAGCACUGCAGGGUCUCUGUCUCUGCCUUGACUUCCAGUUUGACACCGUGGUUAAAGACCGCCCCACCAUCCUGAGCAAGCUUUUACUCUUGCAUUUCCUUAAGCAAGAUAUCCCUGCUUUGAGCUGGGAGUUCUUUGUCAACAGAUUCGAGACACUUUCUUUAGAAGCUCAGCUGCAUCUGGACUGUAACAAAGAAUUUCCCUUUCCUACAACCAUCACCGCUGUGAGAACCAACGUUGCCAACCUCAGCGAUGCUGCGUUGUGGAAAAUCAAGAGGGCACGCUUUGCACGAAACCGGCAGAAGAGUGUACGGUCUCUGAGGGACAGCGUGAAGGGGCCCACAGAAUCCAAGAGGGCGCUCUCCCUCCCUGAAACCCUGACCUCCAAAAUCCCUGUGAGGUUGACCAGGCAUGAGCAGUCUGCUCCAGCUCUCGGUGGGACACCUGAACAGACGCCAGGACAACAGUCUCCUGAGAAUGACAACACCAUCAAGGACUUGCUCCCAGAAGAUGCUGGAAUCGACCACCAGACAGUCCACCAGCUGAUUACAGUGCUCAUGAAGUUCAUGGCCAAGGAUGAGAGCAGCGCGGAGUCAGACAUCAGCAGCGCCAAGGCCUUCAACACCGUCAAGAGGCACCUCUACGUCUUACUUGGCUAUGACCAACAGGAAGGCUGCUUCAUGAUUGCACCCCAAAAAAUGCGCCUGUCAACAUGCUUUAAUGCAUUUAUUGCAGGCAUUGCCCAAGUUAUGGACUAUAACAUUAACUUGGGCAAACACCUUCUCCCCCUCGUGGUCCAGGUGCUCAAAUACUGCUCUUGUCCUCAACUACGGCAUUAUUUCCAACAGCCACCUCGCUGCUCCCUCUGGUCCUUAAAGCCUCACAUCAGGCAGAUGUGGUUGAAGGCCUUGCUCGUCAUCCUUUACAAGUAUCCAUAUCGAGACUGUGAUGUCAGCAAGAUCCUUCUGCACCUGAUUCACAUAACAGUCAAUACACUCAAUGCGCAAUACCAUAGCUGCAAGCCCCAUGCCACGGCAGGACCUUUGUACAGUGACAACAGCAACAUAAGCAGAUACAGCGAGAAAGAAAAAGAAGAAGAUAGUGUUUUUGAUGAAUCUGAUAUUCAUGAUACACCUACUGGACCCUGCAAUAAAGAGUCUCAAACUUUUUUUGCAAGAUUGAAAAGGAUAGGCGGCAGCAAAAUGGUGAAAUACCAGCCGGUUGAAAUGAAUGUUCAGAGAAGUGAAAUAGAACUGGCCGAAUAUAGAGAAACUGGUGCGUUACAAGACAGCGUUCUGCACUGUGUGAGAGAAGAAAGCAUUCAGAAAAAAAAGCUGCGCUCUUUUAAACAAAAAUCUCUUGAUAUAGGGAAUGCAGACUCCCUCUUGUUUACAUUAGAUGAGCAUCGUAGGAAGUCCUGCAUAGAUCGCUGUGACAUAGAUAAGCCUCCUGCCCAAGCUGCUUAUAUCACACAACGGCAAAAUGACUACCACGGACGCUCUAGACAGAAUUCUGCUACGAGGCCGGACAGUACUGAAAUCCCCAAGAAUCCGGCGACUGAAGGUUUUCAAGAAACACGAAGGCCCGUGAUACCAGAAGUUAGGUUGAACUGUAUGGAGACGUUUGAAGUGAGAGUUGACUCCCCGGGAAAGCCCGCCCCUAAAGAGGAUUUUGAUCUCAUAGAUUUGUCCUCAGAUUCAACGUCUGGACCAGAGAAACACUCUAUACUCUCAACAUCUGACAGUGACUCUCUUGUAUUUGAGCCUCUCCCGCCUCUCAGAAUAGUAGAAAGUGAUGAAGAAGAUGAGAUGAUGAACCAGGGGAAUGAUGGUUCCUCGGGUAAAAAUGCUGCCUCCUCACCCUCCAUCCCCAGCCAGCCCUCUGUCCUUAGCUUAAGCACGACUCCUCUUGUGCAGGUCAGUGUGGAGGACUGUUCCAAAGACUUUUCCUCUAAGGACUCAGGAAAUCACCAGUCAGCAAGCAAUGACGACUCGACCAUCACAGCUGUGGACGAGCUCACCGACUCUGAAGAGCUGUCGAAGUCACAGGAGCUGAGAGAGUUUGCCUCUGGCAGUCCGCUAACACUAAAGCAGAAGCGAGACCACCUCCAGAAGUCACCUGCGGUCCCCGAGAUGUCAGUGGACUACAACCCUGACCUUGGCACGGCUGGAGAGAAGGCAGGCCAGACACCAACGUCAGGGGCCAAAACUGUGCUCCUCAAAGUUCCUGAAGAUGCUGAGAGUCCAAUAGAAAGCGAGAAGCCCAACUCGAGCACUGAGUCUGAUACAGAACAGAACCCUGAAAGGAAGGCAGAGGAGGAUGGGGCUGAGGAAUCAGAGUUUAAGAUUCAGAUCGUCCCCAGACAGAGGAAACAAAGGAAAAUUGCCGUCAGCGCUAUCCAGAGAGAGUACCUCGACAUCUCCUUCAACAUUCUAGACAAACUGGGUGACCAGAAGGACCCAGAUCCAUCUGCUAAAGGACUUUCAACAUUGGAAAUGCCACGGGAAUCUUCAUCUGCCCCUACAUUAGAAGCAGGUGCCCCCGAAACAGGCAGCCACUCGUCAAUAUCAACUCAGUAUAGGCAGAUGAAAAGGGGAUCUCUGGGAGUUGUGACAAUGAGCCAGUUAAUGAAGCAACAGCUGGAGCAUCAGUCUAGCGCCCCCCAUAACAUCAGCAACUGGGACACUGAACAGGUACAGCCCGGGAAACGCCAAUGUAACGUGCCAAUGUGCCUAAACCCCGACCUGGAGGGACAGCCGCUGAGAACAAGAGGUGCCACUAAAUCUAGCCUGCUGUCAGCACCUAGCAUAGCCAGUAUGUUCGUGCCUGCACCCGAGGAAUUCACGGAUGAGCAGCCGACGGUGAUGACGGACAAAUGCCAUGACUGUGGGGCCAUUCUCGAAGAGUACGAUGAAGAAACCCUGGGACUAGCCAUCGUGGUCCUCUCCACAUUCAUCCACCUGAGCCCAGACUUGGCAGCCCCGCUGUUGCUGGAUAUCAUGCAGUCUGUGGGAAGGCUCGCAUCCAGCACGACCUUUUCUAAUCAAGCAGAAAGCAUGAUGGUUCCUGGCAAUGCAGCAGGUGUGGCCAAGCAGUUCCUUCGCUGUAUCUUCCAUCAGCUGGCACCCAAUGGCAUCUUCCCCCAGCUGUUCCAGAGUGCCAUCAAAGAUGGAACUUUUUUACGGACCUUAGCCACAUCGCUCAUGGACUUCAAUGAGCUGAGCUCAAUUGCUGCACUCAGUCAACUCUUGGAGGGUCUAAAUAACAAAAAGAAUUUACCAGCAGGGGGUGCUAUGAUCCGCUGUUUGGAAAACAUUGCCACGUUCAUGGAAGCUCUGCCCAUGGAUUCUCCUAGUAGCCUCUGGACCACAAUCAGCAACCAGUUUCAGACAUUUUUUGCCAAGCUGCCUUGUGUUUUGCCUCUGAAGUGUUCUUUGGAUUCCAGUCUGAGAAUCAUGAUUUGCCUCUUGAAGAUCCCUUCUACCAAUGCCACGAGGAGUUUGUUGGAACCAUUUUCCAAGUUACUCAGCUUCGUCAUUCAGAAUGCGGUCUUCACUCUGGCCUACCUGGUGGAGCUGUGUGGCUUGUGCUAUCGAGCCUUCACCAAGGAACGGGAUAAAUUCUACCUGUCUCGGAGUGUUGUUCUGGAACUUCUCCAGGCCUUGAAGUUCAAGUCUCCAUUGCCAGAUACAAACCUCCUGCUUCUUGUCCAGUUUAUUUGUGCAGAUGCUGGAACCAAGCUAGCUGAGUCUACCAUUCUGAGCAAGCAGAUGAUAGCCUCCGUGCCUGGGUGUGGGACAGCAGCGAUGGAUUGCAUACGGCAGUACGUCAGCGAAGUGCUGGACUUCAUGGCAGACAUGCACACCCUAACCAAGCUCAAGAGCCACAUGAAGACAUGCUCCCAGCCUCUGCAUGAGGACACCUUCGGUGGUCAUCUCAAAGUUGGCCUGGCUCAGAUUGCAGCUAUGGAAAUCUCCCGGGGCAACCACAGAGAUAACAAGGCUGUGGUCCGCUAUCUGCCUUGGCUCUACCACCCUCCUUCCGCCAUGCAGCAAGGACCUAAAGAAUUCAUCGAGUGUGUCUCCCACAUCCGGCUGCUGUCCUGGCUGCUCCUGGGGUCCCUCACCCAUAAUGCGGUCUGUCCCAAUGCCUCCUCCCCCUGCCUUCCAAUACCUCUGGAUGCAGGUUCCCACAUCGCAGACCACCUUAUUGUUAUCCUAAUUGGAUUUCCAGAGCAAUCAAAGACCUGUGUGCUCCACAUGUGCUCCCUCUUCCAUGCUUUCAUCUUUGCUCAGCUCUGGACGGUGUACUGCGAACAAAGUGCCGUGGCGACAAACGUCCAGAAUCAGAACGAGUUCAGCUUCACAGCAAUACUAACAGCACUGGAAUUUUGGAGUAGGGUGACACCCAGCAUCCUUCAGCUGAUGGCUCACAACAAAGUGAUGGUAGAAAUGGUGUGUCUCCAUGUGAUUAGCUUAAUGGAGGCAUUGCAAGAAUGCAAUUCAACCAUUUUUGUCAAGCUGAUCCCUAUGUGGUUGCCAAUGAUUCAGUCAAAUACCAAGCACUUAUCCGCCGGCCUCCAGCUUCGUCUCCAGGCCAUCCAGAACAACGUGAACCACCACAGCCUAAGGACGCUGCCCGGCUCGGGCCAGAGCAGUGCUAGCCUUGCUGCCCUCCGCAAAUGGCUGCAGUGCACCCAGUUCAAGAUGGCCCAGGUGGAGAUCCAGUCCUCAGAAGCAGCCUCUCAAUUCUAUCCUCUAUGAGUGGACUCCUGGCUCCAGCGUCAACACUCUGGCUUAGCAAUAAUGGGUAUAAAAACAAACAAUUUGAUCCAGGCAGGUUGGGAAACACUGGUACUGUACAGUCUCUUUCUAGUUUAGUAUCAAGACGUGCAGGCCGGACAGGGCCGCAAACGAAGCUUUCUUGCUACACGCAUUUCUGAUGACUCCUUGGGCUAUCUGAUUAAGUGUUUCCUUACAUUAUUUUUUAAGAAAAAAAAAACCAAAUCAUUUUUCUUUAUCUAACUUCUAUUUUUUUUAAGAAAAAAUAAAAAAAACAGACUGGUGGGUACUCACAGAAAAGUUGUAUAAAGCCCCCUGUUGCUAUUUUUGAUGAUAGAGAAUAAAUAGGGUUUUUGAAACCUUUGUAGUGUUUUUUCUUAAAACUCUACUCUUGGCAAUGCAAUAAAGCAAAACAAAAACAUACAAAAGUCACCAGAAUCCAGUGACACCUGACCGAAGCUUUUUGCCAUUUGUCAUUAUCCUGGGAAGAGGCAGCUUACUAGGAACAUUACGAAGUGCACUUAGGAACUAGACGGUUAAUCUGUGCCAAUUGUUUUUUUUUUUCUUAAUAUACUUUCCAAAACUGUCUGGUAAGUCAUUUUAUUAUUAUUGU
Molecule: messenger RNA, 12217 nt
Organism: Microtus ochrogaster (prairie vole)
Lineage: Eukaryota; Metazoa; Chordata; Mammalia; Rodentia; Cricetidae
Gene: Unc79
Product: unc-79 subunit of NALCN channel complex
Molecular function (GO): protein binding
Source: RefSeq, a predicted model, not a curated record